CAAUCAAGAAUGUCUGCUUGCACUUGCAAUAUUGAAUUCAACUUUUUAGUGAUAAAAUGAUAGAUUUAACUACAAAUUUGUUAACCUUUUUUUUGUCUCUAAUAAUUGAAUUUAUUGUAGUGUAACAUGAACAUGAAGGGGAAAGAAUUAAGGCUAGCGUUCGGCUGUCUGUUGAUUUUCUGCGCCUCCUAUUCAUGUGCUUUUGAUCAGUCUGAUUAUAGUUUGGUCAAAAAGCUGGGGGGUGGAUUUCAUGGUAACACUUGGUUACUAAAAAAUGAAACAUACAACACUACAUAUGUUUUGAAGGAAAUAAAGUCCGAAGCCGAUAAUCUCAGUGCUCAACGUGAAAUCUAUUUCGGUGAAAAGCUUAGUAUCGCGGAGUCUCCCAUCGGAAAAGAUAAUGUUGGGAGGUUUAUUGAAUAUCUUGACGUUGAAAAUAGAGUGCAAUUAAUAUUCAUAUUUGAGGGUGCUCCGCUGGAGGGGCUUCUUUACCAGCUCAACGUGAAAGAACAGACUUUUGAGCCAACUGAUUGGCUGACUUGGCUGCGUAACACCACUGAAGGACGCCAAGUAAUGAAAAAUAUUUUUUAUCAAAUGUUAUUAGGUGUUAAAUUCUGCCACGACAAUGGUGUCAUCCAUAGGGACAUCAAUCCUGCCAAUAUUGUGAUUUGUUUUGAAAAAACAAAUGGAAGCUGUGGGGUAGUGGAGCCAUUACACACCGACAAUAUGCAUUUGAGAUUAAUAGACUUCGGAAGUGCAGUGGAUGACUAUGCAAGAAGAUAUCUAUAUGGACCCAAUGGACCAACUUGGGCUGAGCAGAAUAUCUUUUCAAUGCCACCAGAAGCCAUAAUUGACCACGGUAUGAUUCUUGGUGUGUUGGUUACACUAUCCUGGCGUUCAUACUUGGGAGUCCAGAUGUUUUCAGCCCCUCAGUCUCUGCGUUAUCUGAGCUGCUUAUAGACGAUCAUUUAGAUGAUCAUCUUGAUUAUUCUACUAUGUCUAUGGCUGGCAUGGCGGAGCAGUGCAUCGGGCUUCCUGAGGCUGUGGUAGUAGAGAAAAUGUAUAGGCUCCCGACUUGCACCGACAAUGGAUAUGCCGAUUACAUUCGCAAUCGGGAUUCAUUACAUCUCGGAUUCAUAGAUAUCGAGCUUCUCAAGCUCGUUCGGCUCCUUUUGGAGGCGGAUCCAGAUUUGCGUAUCGGAGUGGAUGAGGCACUUCGACAUCCUUAUUUUGCUGUUUCUACCCAGAUCGGGUUAUACUAUUAUGCCAUUGCUUUGGCAUUUGUGAUGACUAUCGGUAUGGUUUGCUACCGGGUAAAGCAGCACAACAAGAAGAAGGCAGAGGAGAACAAAAGAACUAAAGCUGUUUAGUUUUGUGAGUGUGAAUAGGUUUAGGUCAUUUUUGUGAAAUUUAGGGUCAUAUGUCUGCCUUUUCCCUAGUUUCUCAACAAAAAAUCCCUUUACAACAAUAUUAUUGCCAAUUUUUUUUUGAUAGAUAUGAUCAAAUUCCUACGUCCAUUAGAGUUUUUUGGAGGCUGCUUCAUCCUAACAUCUAAUUCAUGCAUAUAAAAAAAAAGGUACAUAUUUCAUCGA
Molecule: messenger RNA, 1592 nt
Organism: Solanum dulcamara
Lineage: Eukaryota; Viridiplantae; Streptophyta; Magnoliopsida; Solanales; Solanaceae
Product: probable inactive protein kinase At3g63330
Exons: 11
Coding region: 127-960 (277 amino acids)
Biological process (GO): protein phosphorylation; mitotic DNA damage checkpoint signaling
Cellular component (GO): nucleus; cytoplasm
Molecular function (GO): protein serine/threonine kinase activity; ATP binding
Source: RefSeq, a predicted model, not a curated record